GUAUUGUAAGCCGCUGUAGGAUUUAUGUUACGGUGGCGUCAUGUGACCUAGUGCGCAGUUUUGGUGGGGUGCGUCUCUCGGCUGGCCAAGACACCACUUUACGCGGGAAAACGCGUCUUGGGUUUAAGCGCGUCGCGUCAAAUCUCCUAUCCACCAACUUCAAAUGCCCCCAUGGAAGGAACAACUUCGGAAGUAAAUUACCGCCACAACCAACGACCAAGUUUACUGCAUCUCUUGUUGGCAGAAUAUUCCAAGUCGGUUUCUGAGGAGCGAAUACCCGGCCCUGUUUGCCUAUCCCUCGCUCGUAAUCGCCCAUCAUGAACGGCUUGGAGCUGAGAGAUGAAGUGGUGAAGGACCGCAUCCGCCAGGCGGAGGAGUUUCUUGAUCCUAAUGACCACCAAGCGCGCAGCUACCGCUCCGAGAUCAUCCUCAUGCUGCAGCAAAGGAAGCGCCGCCUCGUCGUCUCCAUCGACAUCGUGCGCGACCACAACGUCGAGCUGGCAGAGGGCCUGCUUAACCAGCCCUUUGACUUUUCACAAGCCUUUGACAAGGCGCUCAAGAAUGUCGUGGCGACGAUGCCAAACAUAUCGAAGAAGCAGGCGGACGAGGAGACGAUGUACUACUGCGCCUUCGCUGGCUCCUUCGGCCACCUGGCCUGCAACCCUCGCACAAUCAACUCGUCGCAUCUGAACCGGAUGGUCAGCCUUGAGGGUAUCGUGACGAAAUGCAGUUUGGUGCGGCCGAAGAUUGUGAAAUCGGUUCAUUAUAAUGAGAAAGAGGAGAAGAUGCACUUUAGGACGUACCAGGACCAGACGAUGACGAUGGGCCAGGCGUCGACGAGUAGCGUGUAUCCGCAGGAGGAUGAGCAUGGGAAUCCGCUUACGACGGAGUAUGGUUUGUCGACGUACAGGGAUCACCAGACGAUUAGUAUACAGGAGAUGCCGGAGAAGGCGCCGGCGGGACAGCUGCCUAGGGGUGUGGAUGUGAUUGUUGAUGAUGAUCUGGUGGACAUGGUGAAGCCGGGAGAUCGCAUCCAGCUUGUGGGCACGUUCCGCUCCCUCGGAAACCGCAAUACAUCGCAUAACAACGCGCUCUUCAAGACGGUAGUGCUAGCCAACAAUAUCAUCCUACUAUCCUCCAAAUCUGGCGGCGGCAUCGCAACGGCAACAAUCACCGACAUAGAUAUCCGCAACAUCAACAAGAUCUCCAAGAAGAAGAACGUCUUUGAGCUACUCUCGCAAAGUUUGGCACCUAGUAUCUACGGACACGACUACAUCAAGAAAGCCAUUCUGCUGAUGCUCCUAAGCGGUAUGGAGAAGAACCUCGAUAACGGCACGCAUCUAAGAGGAGACAUCAACAUCCUCAUGGUCGGCGAUCCCUCGACCGCCAAAUCGCAACUCCUCCGCUUCGUCCUCAACACCGCCCCCCUCGCCAUUGCCACCACCGGCCGCGGCUCCUCGGGCGUCGGUCUCACCGCCGCCGUCACCACGGACCAAGAAACCGGCGAGCGCCGCCUCGAAGCCGGAGCCAUGGUCCUCGCCGACCGCGGUGUCGUAUGCAUCGACGAGUUCGACAAGAUGUCCGACAUUGACCGCGUCGCCAUCCACGAAGUAAUGGAGCAGCAGACCGUCACCAUCGCCAAAGCCGGGAUCCACACCUCCCUCAACGCGCGCUGCUCCGUGUUGGCGGCCGCGAACCCGAUUUACGGACAGUAUGAUACGCACAAGGAUCCGCAUAAGAACAUUAACCUGCCCGACUCGCUGCUGUCGCGUUUCGAUCUGCUGUUUAUCGUCACGGAUGAUAUUGAGGAUAAGCGCGAUCGCCAAGUCAGCGAGCACGUCCUGCGCAUGCACCGCUACCGCCAGCCCGGCACCGAGGAAGGCGCCCCUGUGCGCGAAUCCGGCGGCCAGACCCUCGGCGUCGGAAUCGCGAACGACGCCUCCGUCGGCGCACCCACGGACGUCUUCGAGAAAUUCGACGUCAUGCUGCACUCCGGCGUGACCCUGACCCGCGGCCGCGGCGCCAACAAACGCAUCGAAGUCCUCUCCAUCCCCUUCGUCAAGAAGUACAUCCAAUACGCCAAGACGCGGAUCAAGCCCCAGCUAACCCAGGAGGCGAUCGAGCGAAUCACGGAGGUCUACGUUAGUCUGCGUAAUGACGAUAUGGCGGGGAACCAGCGCAAGACUUCGCCGAUGACGGUGAGGACGCUGGAGACGCUUAUUCGUCUCGCCACCGCGCACGCGAAGGCACGACUGAGUCCCAUGGUGGAGGAACGGGAUUCCCUUGCUGCGGAGGGGAUCCUCCGCUUCGCGCUGUUUAAGGAAGUAGUUGAAGACGAGAAGCGCGGGAAGCGCCGCAAGACGAGGGUCGUGGAUGAGGAGAGCAGUGGUGAUGAAGAUAGUAGCGAUGAUGACGAGGACGAGACGCCUGUUUCUAGAAGCGCGACUGCGCCGUCGACACGCGGUACAGCGAGGACGAGAGCGAUGCCAAAACGCGGCGCGAGACAGGCGAGCGAGGAGAGUGAGGAGGAGGUGUAUACCGCCUCCCCCCGCACCACAAGGACGAGGGCGUCGGCGUCGCAAUCCCAGGCUGCGAGGGAGUCGACUGCAGAUCUAGCGAGCGGGACGGCGGCGUUGUCGCUUGCGCCGGAUGCGGAUGCUAUGGAUGACGACGACGAGGAGGAAGAGGGAGAAGGGAUCAGUGAUGCGAGGUUUGUAGUUUUCCGCGCGGCGUUGGGGAAGGUGGUUGGUGGGCCGCUGUUUGCGGAUGAUGCGGCGGAGGUGGGGGAUGUGGUUGUUGCUGUUAAUAGGGAGAGUGUGGGGGCUGGGGGGGGGGUGUUUGGGAGGGGGGAGGUGGUGGCGGGGUUGAGGAGGAUGGAUGGGUUGAAUCAGAUUAUGUUUGCGGAUGGGGAGAUGGUUUAUAAGAUCUAA
This is a messenger RNA of Pseudogymnoascus destructans, 2930 nucleotides long. RefSeq names its product MCM DNA helicase complex subunit (gene MCM3). Gene Ontology annotation, molecular function: ATP hydrolysis activity; single-stranded DNA binding; ATP binding. Gene Ontology annotation, biological process: DNA strand elongation involved in DNA replication; mitotic DNA replication initiation; double-strand break repair via break-induced replication. Gene Ontology annotation, cellular component: nucleus; MCM complex. NCBI's taxonomy places the organism in Eukaryota, Fungi, Ascomycota, Leotiomycetes, Thelebolales, Thelebolaceae. The transcript is spliced from 3 exons. The record is from RefSeq and is a predicted model, not a curated record. The coding region runs from base 318 to 2930 and encodes 870 amino acids.